Messenger RNA from Glarea lozoyensis ATCC 20868, 489 nucleotides. RefSeq lists its product as uncharacterized. The coding region runs from base 1 to 489 and encodes 162 amino acids. The transcript has a single exon. The record is from RefSeq and is a predicted model, not a curated record. NCBI's taxonomy places the organism in Eukaryota, Fungi, Ascomycota, Leotiomycetes, Helotiales, Helotiaceae.
AUGUCUCCUCAACCCACAUCUCACCUUCCAUCCAUCGAUCCCUCCGCCCCAGGAACCAUAAUCCGCACCGCCCUCCUCUUCGAAUCCGUAACCACCAUCGGAGCAGGCCUCUACUUCCUCCUUCUCCCCCACCGCUACCUCCUCACCACCAUGGGCGCCUCCACCACUCAAACCACCACCACCGCGGUCCAAAUGACGCAGCAAUUCGGCGCUGCGAACAUUCUCGUUGGCACCGUCGUCGGCCUGUUUGUGUCCAACUCUAGGAAAUCGAUCGAGGCGCGCCAGACGUUGUAUGUCGUCUUGCUGGUCUUUGAACUUUGUUACGUGCCGCUGUUAUUGUGGCAGGCGUUGAUGGAUGGGGGGAUGCCGAGGAAGGCGUUUUUGGAUGCGGUGAAGAUGUUUGUGGUUUUUGUUGCGUGGAGGGGUUUUACGAUUGGGUGGAAACCGGAGUGGUUUGGGAGGUGUGUGGAGGGGAGGAAGAGGGAGUAG